AUGAAUGACCUGCCUUACAGGCUUUCUACCAUACAAGCAGCUGACAGGAUUGUGGCGAUGGAUGGUGGUCAAAUUGUUGAGGUUGGAAGUCACAGGGAACUGAUCUUAAAAGAUGGUUUGUAUGCACGGUUAACUAGGAAACAGGCUGAUGCCAUGGCAUGA
Sphenostylis stenocarpa is the source of this 162-nucleotide messenger RNA. Lineage: Eukaryota; Viridiplantae; Streptophyta; Magnoliopsida; Fabales; Fabaceae. The record is from the annotation of a GenBank genome assembly.